AUGGCUUUAAGGUGCUUUGUUAAUAAUGCUUUUGGAAAUGAGCCUAAAGUUGUUGUUACUGAUCAAGAUGCUGCAAUGAAGAGAACUAUUAAGGAUGUACUUUCAAGAAGUAGGCAUAGGUUAUGUAUGUGGCAUAUAUGGGAGAAAUUGAAGACAAAGGUUGGUCCUGUUUUGUCAGCAAACAUUGAUUUUAAUACAAAAAUGACUCAUGUUGUUUGGAAUGAUACUAUUAUUCCGGAAGAUUUUGAAACUGAGUGGCAUUCAAUAAUGUCUACUUUUGGAUUAGAAAAUCAUGAGUGGUUAAAAGAUAUGUAUGAUCUUCGAUUUGAUUGGAUUGCCGCUUAUUACCAUGGAGAGAAUUUGGCUGGUCUUAUGCGUACUACGUCUAGAUGUGAAAGCGAGAAUUACUUCUUUGGUCAGAUUUGCAAUCCAAGAUGUACACUUGUUGAAUUUUUCACUCAUUUUGAGAUUGCAAUGGAUAUUCAAAGGCAUGAGCAUAGGAGGAAUGAUCAUGAUACAAGGUAUAUUCAGUCUAAGACCUGGAGUGACAUUGUAUUGGAGAAACAAGCAUCAGAAAUAUAUACCAAAACAAUUUUUAAAGAUAUUCAUAUUAAAAUUGAUGCUGCCAUUACAAAGUGUAUGCCAAAGUCUCAUGAUACUGUGGGUGAUGUUCAAUAUUAUGAAAUAAAGGAUUUCAAACAGCCAUGCAUAUCUUUAUUCAAGGUUCAAUACAGUAAACAAGAAGAUGGUUUAAGUAUAAGUUGUACUUGCAAACGGUUUGAACAAUUUGGUAUAUUGUGCCGCCAUAUAUUUUAUGUUCUACGGUAUGAUGAUAUAACUGAGUUUCCUAGAAGAUAA
Molecule: messenger RNA, 858 nt
Organism: Helianthus annuus (common sunflower)
Lineage: Eukaryota; Viridiplantae; Streptophyta; Magnoliopsida; Asterales; Asteraceae
Product: protein FAR-RED IMPAIRED RESPONSE 1-like
Exons: 3
Coding region: 1-858 (285 amino acids)
Biological process (GO): regulation of DNA-templated transcription
Molecular function (GO): zinc ion binding
Source: RefSeq, a predicted model, not a curated record